GUUCCCUGGCAGAGUUGACAAGAUGCCGACUCCUACACAAGUUGGCAGCGGCACUGAAGGCCGGUUAGCGGGGACGGCAGGAGACAUGCCCAGGCUGAACUACCAGAGUAAAGUGGUCGCACCCAGGAACCCGCGACUCGUGCGAGGAGAACUCCCGCCGCCAAAGAUGACACCCUCUAAGUUCCUCCAUGAGAUGGGUCUGGAUACAGCAGGAAAACUGGCCAACACACAUGAGAUGCACCUACCACAGAUAGUGGAACUCCUGGACAUGGCCGAAACAACCCAUCAAAAGUUUUCCCAAGUCAACAUAGAUGAAGCCAUGUUCCAGCCUUUUCCGUCGGAGAUCCGGUUCCAGAACUAUGAGUCCCACCAGACAUAUGAAGUCCCACUGCAGCUGAGGAACAAUGAUGGGGUGCCCCGGCUAGUAAAAGUGUACCAGACAGACUCCCCAUACUUCAAAAUCAUCAGUCCCAACAAUGUUGGGGACAAGGUCGCACCUGGCAUGGCAAGCACCUUCCGCAUCCUCUUCACUCCCCUGGAGAAAAAGGACUAUGUUCACGAACUGCUGUGUAUAACAGAGAGGGAGAAGUUUGUAGUUCCCGUCCACUGUAUUGGAGCACGAGCCAUCCUGGACUUCCCAGACUAUGUGAACUUCUCCGCCUGGCCAGUGAAACAUACAGCCACACAGACUCUCCUGGUCCGAAACAUUGGCAACAAAGAUGCAACCUUUUCUCUAGCCGCACAAAGACCCUUCAGUGUGAGCCCGUCCUGUGGUGUGCUGCCAGUGGGAGAGAGCAUGCAGGUAACGGUGGAGUUCACAGCUCCAACCACAGGGGACCAUGUCGCAGACCUGGUGCUCACGUAUGACACAGGUGAGCAAGUCUUUGUUGAGCUGCAUGGGGUUGCAGUGAAUGCAAACGUGCGGCUGGACAAAAGUUCCCUCCGCAUCGAGAACACGUACAUCUCCAUGGCCAACCAGCGCACGAUCAACAUCGUGAACCGCAGCGAUGUCAUCGUCCACUACCACUGGAAGCUGUUUGCCACCGUGGAGGAGGAGAGUCAGCAGAGGACCCACUACACCUCUGAACUCUCGCAUGAGGAGUCUGUGGAGAGAGAGCGCUUCCUGGAAGAGUGCAUCACAGACCCUACUCUGAGAGACAAGAUGUCCCUGUUGACAAGAACCUAUGAGAACAGGCGGAGGAUUGUCUCAGGAGACAGCAUGCUGUUCGCCGAUGACGUCUUCCAGAUCGAGCCUCUGGAGGGGGAGAUCUGGCCCAACCAGUCGGCGGAGGUUUCCGUGAUCUUUAAGCCGCAGGAGGCUAAGACGUACCAGCAGGUGGCGUACCUGGACAUCACGGGAAGGGAGGCCCGACUCCCGCUCAGGUUACGCGGAGACGGAGUUGGCCCAAACGUGCAGUUUUCCUUUGAGCAGCUGGACAUGGGAAACAUCUUUGUAGGGUCUAUUCACACCUAUGAGGUUGUACUUGCCAACAAGGGUGACAUUGAUGCCAUUUUCAGCAUCCUUCCCAACAACACGCAUUUUGGCCUGUGCUUCACCUUCAACCCAACAGAGGGCAUCGUUCUACCUGAUGGACACCAGGCCAUACAGAUUACCUUCAGGUCUGCUACACUUGGUGACUUCCAGGAAGACUUCUACAUAGCUAUUGAUGGCUCCCCACAGAGGCUAAAGCUGUCCUUCAGGGGCUGUGUGAUUGGGCCUACAUUCCAUUUUGAUGUUCCACGACUCAACUUUGGAGUUGUUUCUUACGGUUUCCAGCACACCCAGACCUGUACUAUAGUCAACACGGCGCUGGUGCCCAUGACCUUCAGUCUGCACGUGCCGGGAGACGGUACCGGCGAGCGCAGCAUAUGUAGCCUGUUGGACCUGGAGGACGGUACUCACGCCAGCGAUCACCAACCCAACCAGAGCGUAUCCUCGGCACUACAGGAGUUCAUCAUUGUUCCCUCCAGUGGCACCAUCCCUGCACAGAGCCAAGUCAAGGUCCAGGUGACUCUGGUGUCCAACACAGUGAAGAAGUAUGACUCCAUGCUGGUGGUGGAUGUACAGGGUGUAGGCCAGGGCAUCCUCAUGCUUCCUAUAGUGGCCAAGUGCAUAGUGCCAACCCUAGCUGUGGUGACACCUGUGCUGGACUUUGGACGCUGUUUCCUGGGCUUCCCUUACGAACACAGCAUCAAGAUCCUGAAUGACACCGAACUACCUGCCAAAUAUGACAUCAUACCCCAGGCGGUGGAUGAUGCUAGCACCCUGACAUACCAGAGCUCCCAGUGGCGGGGGAUCCUGCAGCCCCACACGGUGACAGAGAUCCCCCUCACCUGCACAGCACAGCAGCUCAACGAGGCGGAGGAGGUUGUGUACAUCCACAUCUUUGGCAGCCAGGACCCUCCAAUGCAGGUGCACGUGUGCUGUGUAGGAGAGGGUCCAGUUGUGCAUGUGGCACCCACCGAGCUGGACUGGGGAGAUAUUCGGGUGCUGACAGACGUUCACAGGACCGUACAGCUGUCCAACGAGUCUCUGAUACCAGCACCCUUUUCUGCACAGAUGAUGAGGCCGGGGUCUGUGUGGCGGGUGGAGCCGCAGAAGGGUGUGAUUCCCCCGGAGUCUGCGCAGGAGCUGGUCCUCACAGCACACCUGGACGACUGCAUCAGGUUCAAGGACAAGCUGUACAUCCAGUACCCAAGCAGCCAGCCACGCACCAUCGUGGUGCAGGCCUAUGGACACGGCACCACCAUUGUUGCUAACCCCCCCAUCACACCUGCUGUCCACCUGGGCCCACACUUCAGUGACAGCCCCUGCCAGUACCACUUCCAGCUGACCAACAAGGGGCGGCGUCACCAGCAGCUGUUCUGGCACACCGAGGGGUUCCCCAUGUACCGCAUCCGCAGGGCCACUUCCAACAACAACAACAACCAGAAUGGUCCGACAAGUGAACCCAUCUUUCACCUGAAACCCCACCGUAUGGAGCUGAACCCGGGGCAAACAAUUGAUGUCAUGUUGGAGGGGCUGACAAAAAAACCCCAGGUCCUGCGGGAGCGUAUGCUGUGCCACGCUAUCAUUGGUCAGAGCAGCGGAAAGGAGCACAUCAUGACGAUGGACAUCAACGUGGAGUUCAUCGCUCCACUGCUGGACCUCUCCACUCGCAACAUCAACUUCAGGAUAGACAAGAACCCAGAAGAUGUACUUGAGGUGCAGCAUCAGCCCCUGGAGCUGAGGAACAUGUCUUCACUGCCCCUGACUGUACUCCUGGAUGUGGACCAUCCCUUUGCCUUGCUGUUUUCAGAUGGACGCUGCAUCACACACUCGGAGCUUGUUCUGGCCAUCAAUGAGACCAUCAUGCUCCAAGUACAGUUUGACCCAGCAUACUGCAGCGAUGCACACUCACGAACUGAGAUCAGCAAUCUAAACAUCAGCUAUAAGGAGCAUCCCAGCAAGGAUAAGGUCCAGCUGUGUGCGGAAGUCCACUUCCCCAACCUGACCUUUGAAAAGAUGGACAUUGACUUUGGGUGCAUCUUGAACGACACAGAGGUGACCCGUUACCUGGAUGUGACCAAUGAAAGCCCCAUGCCUGUCAAGUACCGCUGGUCCUUUCUGCUGGACGAUCCCACACAGGCAAUCAAGUUCAGCAGACAAACCGAGGAAGGAGAAGUAGUGGAACAACAGGUGCUGCCAGAACACACCAAACUUCAGUUACACCCAGAGGAGGAAGAGGAGUUUGGAGAGACAGUUGCCAUGGAAACAGGAAGGGGUGAGAAAGAGCCUGAAAAAGAUGACUUUGACCUUGAAGGGGAUGACAAGUAUGACGAGAUGGUCAGAGAGGUCCUAAGCAGAGAGGAGAUAGGUGCUGAGGAUGCUGAGGAGGAGAUGGUGGUGGAGGACUUGCCUCCGGAAACAGGUCGGCAGAGCGUGGUGAGUCGUACGGCUGAGAGGCCGACACUCGAGGAGCGUCGGGAGGUCCUGCCUCCGUUGCCAUGGCUGCAGAAGGAAGACCCCACCCUACAGCUGAGCACAGGCAUCGAGGAGGUGUUUGAUAUCCUCCCCCUGUACGGGAUCCUGCACCCUGGGGAGACACAGCGUGUGUCCUUCACCUUCUAUGGCCACUCCGGGAUCGGCUGCAAUGCCACCGCCAUCUGCGAGGUGGAGGGUGGGCCCACCUACGAGGUGACGCUGAAAGGCGAGGCCUCCCUCUUGGAAUACAGGCUGGAGGGGCUUGAUAUUGAUUAUGGCAAACAGCUGUUUGAUCAGGUAGCAGAAGCAGAAAUCGUGCUGUACAACACUGGGAAGGUGGACUUUGAGUUUGCAGCCCUUAACAUGGACCCCAUGUUACAGAACAGCCCCCCUCCAGGCAUGCCUGUACUGGUCCCCCACACAGGUCAAGUGGCAGCCAACAGUCAGCAGACUCUCACCCUCAAGUUCCUACCAGGAGCUCCUGAGAAGUUCCACAAGAAGUUUCAGAUCCAAGUGGCUCACUUUGAGCCUGACAUCAUCACCGUGCAUGGAGAGGGAAUCUUUCCCCGCCUGAGCUUCGACCUUCCCCGCCUGCCUGACGAGGACGGUCACUACACCAGCCUGAUGGUGCAGGCCCGGGAGGCCCUGACUGUGGAGCACAAGGUGCAGAAACAGGAGCCUGUGAGCCGGGCGCAGAGUGAGCUGUCUCUACAACCUGCUGGGGGCACGGAGGAGGUGUUUGUACCAGCAGAGCCUGAGUUGCCCAGUGAACUGGAUCUGCAGAUGGAGGUAGAACGCAGGAUUCUGCACCAGCAUGCCACCUCUGUUCAUCCCAAACUAAAGCUGGCACAGCCUCCCAAUGUCCAGAAGAAGCUGCGCAAACAACUCACCCACACGGAGUUGCCCCACUACCUCCUACACUUUGGGUAUGUAGUGUUGGGGGAAGUCCGGAUACACAUCGUACGCGUCACCAACACUGGGUACGUCCCAGUGUCCUUCAGCGCUGACCAGUCUCGCCUGCACCACUCCGGCUUCCACAUCGGGCUGCACCACAUCCACUCGCUGCCGGGCUAUCCGCACCACGAGACCAUGGACUUCCAGGUCACCUUUGACCCCCGAGGGGCAAACCUUGACCUGGGGGAGGUGGAGGCCACUGUGCCGCUCCACAUCCAGGGUGGACCCACCAUCAUGCUGUGCCUGAGAGCCACUGUCACCAUGCCAGAAAUGCAGGUAUCAGAGGAGGUGUUGGACUUCGGCACGGUCCAGUGCGGUCAGUGUCAGGUCAUCACGGUGCAGCUGUACAACCACAAACAGGUGCGCUGUGAGUGGUCAUCCGUGCCUCAGGAGAAGCAGAAGAAAGGAAAGGUUGCUCGUCAUGUUCCCAUGCACUUACGUCGUCAGAUGUGGCCAGACAACAAACCCAAGCCAAGACAUUUUGAGAUCAUGCCAUCAUCAGGCGUGUUGUUGCCUGGACAACGGGUCAAUGUGCAGGUUAAGUUCAUGCCAACAGAGGAGACCCUGUACCACCAGCGGCUGCCCAUCCAGCUGGCACAGAGCAGCCGGCGCCUGGUGCUGCUGGUGUCAGGACAGGGCCAGGAGCCUCGGCUGGAGUUCAGCUCCUCCCUGCUGGAGUUCGGUCCCAUCCUGCCCCACAGCAGCGGGGAUGAGCAGGAGAUCAUGCUCAGGAACCCUGCAGCCUUCCCCAUCGAGGUCUACUCUCUGGAGUUUGACCAACAGUAUCUGGAUGAGGAGAAGAUUCUCCGCUUGAUGAAGGGUUACGACGAACAACACACCCUCCUGCUGCCACCCCGCUCCCCGGGAGACGGCCUGCCCUUCGAGCUGCAGGAUUUCUAUCAGGAGUACAAGAAGAGACCUGAAGGAGAGAGGGAGGAUGGAGCAGGUGGUCUGGAGGUGCAGGAUCACACCACACCCCAGCCCUCCAUCCCUCCAGCUCCCAGCACCAGGGCUGACCCUGACAGCGCCCCUCACAUGGAGCCAUCACCAGAGGAUGAGCCCCUGGAUGCAGAUGGAGAAAACCAAGAGGCUGCCAUAGUUGGUGUGGGUGAGCUGGAGAUCACACCUGUUUCAGCAUCCAUUGCUCGCCACCUCGGCAUUGACCUUUCACCUGAGGGAAAAGCAGCGCGUAAUCGCCGUGGCAUAGCUAUCGUCGUCCACGGGGCUCCACUUUCUGGUAAAACUGGAACAGCAGUGACAUUAGCCAAAACCUAUGGCGCGGCCAUGUUAACCAUUGACGGCAUAGUCCUGGAGGCCAUCUCCAGUGGAAACACCCCAUCAGGCCUCCGCGCUCGCGAGAUGUGCGCCGCUGCAGCAAGGGAGAACGCUGCCAGGGAUGAGUCCACAGACGCUGACAAGAGCACGGCUGUUCCUGGCAGUCUGAGUGUGGACGCUCUCACAGCACAUACAGCAGCGGCGGGGGCAGCGGCAGGAUCAGGUUCUGUUAGCCUGGCAGGAGGUGCUGCUCCUUCCAUCAUCUCCAAUGUGAAGAAGACCAGUAUUGUGAGUGGAGCCCAGAAGGCUGGAGGCAGCAAGGCAGGGGGAAACAUUUCCACUGGGGAGGCAUCCAGCCAGCCAGCAGGAGUUGAACGACUGUCACCAAGGUGUGGUUAUGGAUGGGCUGGAGACCCUGUUCAGCCCCAGUCAGACUGCCGCUGGCCUGGCUGUGCUGAAGGCCUUCAACAACAGGAAGUACAUGUACUUCAUCACUCUGGGUCUGGAGAUGGCUGUGCUCAAGGCUCGCAAGCAGAAGGAGGAGGAGGAGAAAGAACGGCUAGCAAAACAGAAGGAAGAGGAGGAAAAAGCGGCGCUGGAAGAAAUGUCAGAAGAUGAGUAUGACAACCUGUCACCUGAGCAGAGGGCUGAGAUUGACAGGAGACACCUGGUUGCCAAGAAAGAACGGAUGCAGAGGGAGAUGGAAGACAGACUGGAGCGGGAACGAAGAGAGCGUGAGCUGCAAGCACAGCUGGAGGCCAAGAGGGAGGAGGAAGAGAGGCUGAAGCACAAAGGCAAGCGUGGCAAAGGCAAGGACGACGGUGGCGCUGCGGGUAAAAAGAGCGUAGCUGGCGGGAAGCCGGGCGGAGCUCCAAGCCAAGACCGUGUGGCGGCACUGAAGGCCGUCAGUUCUCACGGAGCAGGGGAGCACGGCGCGAAGGGUUCACCAUCCGCUGCAGGCAGGCCAGAGUCACAUGAGACGGACAAGAGCGAUGAGAAAGAUGAAGGGGGAAAGAAAAAGAAGGGAAAGGAUGGCAAAGGACGUCCCGUGUCGACAGAUGUGACAGCUAAGGAGUCCUCGGCCACAGUAGGGGAGGAGCCUGUGCCAGAGCCACCCCCAGAGGAGGUCCAACUGUCCAACAGAUUCAAGGCAUACGAACACACGCAAAAAGAGAUCUCCCCCAUCCUGGAGUUCUGGGACCGCACACAGCUGAUUGUGCACAGGCCGACCACACCUGAGGAGGAGAAGGAGUCUGCUGACGACCAACCACCGCCCUCCGCCAAGAGAGGUCGCGCCAAGGACAAGGAGAAGGAGAGGCUGGAGAAGGAGAAACAAGAAAAAGAACGUCUGGAGAAGGAGAAACUAGAGAGGCUGAAAGAGGGAGCUGGCACACCCACCUCCCAGCUUGGUGGAGAACCUUUCCCUGCCGACAGUGACAAGGGUGGGGAGGAGCAGGCUAAGGAGGAGCUGGGGGUGCCACACAUCAUCUUAGACGCUAGCGACCCAGAUGACCCCUGUGGGCCUCGCCUCCUGACCUCAGGACAGCUGCCUCCAGUGGACGAGAUUUUGGAUGGACUUGGUCUUGGUCCCGGCGGCCCACCUAUCCCACCUCCUGCCACUUUCUCAGUGGUUCCGUAUCCCGUCAAGAGGAAAUCCCCGCCCGGCACAGACGUGGCCAGCCACUACAUCUUUGUGGCAGCUUCUCAAGAUGACCCGAACGUUGCACCUGAGGACAGACUGCCUGAUGUUGAGCCUGACACUGAAUCUGUCACACCAGACAAGUCUACCAAGCCUGAAAAGGAGGAGCACACAGCAACCUCUAGUCGUGGACGGUCCAAGGAACGUGACAAGCGAUCGGGGACGGACAGCGUGAAGGAUCGCCGCAAGUCGGCCAGUAGGAAGGGCAGGAGGAGCUCUCUGUCAGCACCCUCCCCACCCCCCGGGGCUGCUACCCCUGGGUCAGAGGCAGAUGGACAAAGCACAAUUGGAGACACUUCUACGGCAAUUGAACAUAAAAGCCCAAAGCUAAGCACUUUCCGCUGGGUCAUCCCUGCCGGCGGAGACGUGACGCUGCGUCUCCGCUUCACGUCGGAGGAUCUGGGACAGUUUGAUCAGACGCUGAACUUUGAGAUUGUUGGGACCCGCAGACGGUACCAGCUGUACUGCAGAGGAAUCUGUGCUUUCCCAACAAUCAGCAGAGAACCCAGAGUUGUUUUUCCCCACCGCAAGAAGAGCAAGAAGUCUGACGAGAUCAUCCACAAGAAGUACGUCCUGGGUACGGAGAUCAUGGAAUUCGGACCCUUGCUGUGCGGGAAGACAAGAGACAGGUACAAGGAAGGCAGGUACCCAGAGAACAUGGAGAAGCUAACCAUCAUGAACACCUCUCCGCUGGAGGCAGACAUCACCUUCUGUUUCCAGCAGGAUGCUCAGGCUACCACGUACCUACUGGAUCCACCCAGCAUGCUCCUCAAGCCUACUGAGUCACAGGAGCUGACCAUUUGGGCCUACCCAAAGACGCCUGGCUACUUUGAGGACUGCCUGGUGUGCUGUGUGAGGGAGAACCCGGAGCCUGUGGUGUUCCGCAUCUCCUGCCAUGGAGUCAAGCCUGAGAUAGAGAUGGACCGCAAACAGUUGUUCUUUGAGAAGGUCCUCUUGCACAGGAAAGACACCAAGACAAUCUACCUGAGAAACCCAACCCUUCUGCCCGUGGCCUGGCGCAUUAGCGGGGUGGAGAAUCUUGGAGAUGACUUUUCUCUGUCUGCAGAGCAAGGGGUCAUUGACCCCAAGUCUGAGCUGGCUCUACAUGCUCAUUUCCGUGCCAUGAAGCCAACCAACACCAAGAAGAUCAUUCGUCUGGAGGUGUCAGAUGUGGAUAACAUCAUGGGUCUGGUGGAUGUGGAGAACAUUCAGGUCCAUGCUGAGGCCUAUGAUGUUGCUCUGGACAUGAGCUUCCCCAAAGGUGCAGAUGGUGGGCUUGACUUUGGCGUGAUCCGUGUCAUGGAUGAGACCAAGCAGACCCUGACGCUGAAGAACAAGGGAAGAUAUGAGAUUGGUUAUGAGUUUAUGUUUGAGACCAGUGACCCUAACCUGCCUGAGGUGGGUAGUCUGUUCUCGGUACUGCCCCAGCACGGGUCGCUCCUGCCCACCGACAGACCCACCCAGGUCCAGGUCAUCUUCCGCUCGCGCUACGAGGUCAACAUCAAGGACCAGCCCAUCCUCAGGUGUAAGGUGAUAGAACCCAGCCUGGGUGACCAGGGGGAGACAAUAGCCAGCAUCCCCAUCAAACUGUCCGUGCGAUCUGUCUUCAGCAGAUACAUCAUCUAUCCAGAGAAAGACAUACAUUUUGGUGCCAUGAUGGUGAACAGCCGUAAGUCCCGCACCAUCACCAUUGAGAACAAGGGAGAGUUUGACUUCAAGUACAGCAUCAUCCGCUACAUCAAGGAGACAGCUGCACAGAGUCCACAGAAAAGAUUGCCCGUACCGGGUAAAGCUCGCACCAAGUCCCGUGAUGGCUCCAGCUCUGGCAAGUCCAUCACCAAACCAAAGAAGGCAGAAUCUGUCAGACAAGAGGUUACACAAGCCAACCAGUCUCGCCUGAUGCUGGGCAUGUUCACCGUGUACCCUGGGUUUGGGCUAAUCCAGCCUGGAGGGCAUCAGCAGGUCCAGGUGGACUGUCUGGGGGAGCAGCCAGGCAGGGAAGAAGUGGACAUUGCUAUUGAGAUCUCUGACCGUGACCCAGAGGACCAUCCAGGCGGUAUCCCGUACCGACUGGUGGCUGAGGCCUGCAUCCCAAGUAUCAACACCUCUGACAUCGGAGCCAUCUUUGAGGAACACCGUAUUGUGCAGAACAGUCAAGCUAGCGAGAUGCUUUCCCAGUUACAACUGGAGAGUGGUGGGAUGUAUGUUGAAGAGGAUAACAAGUUUGUCUUCAACAAUGUCAUGGUGGGGAGGAAGGCCAGGGCGCGCUUCCAGAUCACCAACACCAACAAGGUUCCCUGCGACGUGGCGUUCUCUGUAAAGCCGCUGUCAAUCAAGCCAUCCUCCAAGCUCCACGGAGACGUGUUUGACGUGGAGCCGUCGCGAGUGGCCAUCCCCACCCACAGCCACAUGUACGUGGUGGUCAGCUUCUCCCCAUCCACCAUGCAGAGCUUCACGGGGCUGUUCGAGGCCACGGUGGAGGGACUGCCCAGUACGCUGGCCAAGGCACGCAACCUGUCCUUUGAGCUGGUGGGAGAGGGCACCCUCCCCAGGGUGACCCUGGUGCAGCCGGCACUGUUCAACAAACAGGGCAUGCCGCUGCUGCUGUACAGGCGUCUGCUGCUGGGACACACCCAGGCCCUGCCCAUGGUCCUCAAGAAUGAUGGUACCCUUCCCUGCAAGGUUGACAUUGACCUGCUUGACCCUGAAAGAGGGUUCAGCUUGAGACUGAAGAGAGGAAGCAAAGCUAUCCAAGCCAAUGGUGUGGACUCUGAUGAGGAAGAUGAGCCCCAAUCUAAACAAGCCCACACCAUGUCAGUGAUUGUGGAGAAUGGUGUGCAGGUGGAGUUUGAUGUGCUGUUCAAGCCUGGAGCUGUGCAACAGUACAAGGGAACCAUCCACCUCAGUGUCAUGGACAACCAGUAUGAGGAGACCAACAUACAGCUGAUCGGAGAAGGGUACGAGGAGGAGGUGACCAUUGAAAACCUGCCUGCUCUGGACGCACCUCUGGCUGGUGUCACCACAGAGGCAUUACAGGCACAAGAAGAAAUCCAAGCUGUUCAUGGUAACCACCUGGACUUCGGAGACUGUGCCAUUGGUGAACCUCACCAGCUGAGCUUCACCAUCACCAACCAUUCCAAACAAGAUGUCUACCGCUUCACCUGGCCGGAACACGCAGCCCUGACCUUCAGCCCACAGACCGGACAUCUCCACCCCAAGUGCACCAAGGACAUCACCAUCGUCUUCAAGUCUGACGAGCCCAAACCCCUCAGUAGGGCAGCAGUGGCCUGCAAGAUCUGCAAGAUACUGCUGAAGCAGACACCUGACCAGGUGCAGGACUGGGAUGAUCGGUUACGGGUCAUCAAGUGGGUGGACGGUGAAACUAUCCAGGUGCCACAAGAGGGUGAUAAGAAAACAACAAAGGACCAGCCUACCCCUGGUUCUGGUACCGCACGCCUGUCCCGUAAGAAGGUGACGGAGACAGCAGAGGAGCCCGGCCACACUGUCGUGGAAAACUCCACCAGAGAUUUGGAGCUGCAAGUCAGUGCAACCUGUGACUUUGCCAAGCUGAAGUGGAAAACAGAGUCCAUUGGCUUCAAAGACACACUGAUGUUCCAGUCAAGGAUAUAUGAGUUCACACUGAACAACAAAGGCACAGUGAGCGCCCACUUCAACUGGCAGCUGGUGACAGACGGACUCCACAAGUCCGUCAGCUUCGCUGCCGCAGACAGACCCCCAACGGCUCCGACCCCCGACCUGCGCCCGUCCAGCCGCAUGAUGCUGUCCCCACCCCCCGGGGAGGACCUGACCACCCCCAGCCCCUUCAGCAUCUCCCCCGAGACAGGAACUGUACCCGCUGGCAAGAAGCAGACCUUCUCGGUCAAGUUCUCGCCGAUGGACAUCAGGCAGUACGAGGCCAAACUCGUCUGCAGUAUUCCCAACCUGGAGGAGGGUAAGCAGGCCCCGGUGCUGGCAGUCCGAGGGCGCGGCCUCCUGCCUUACUGUCACUUUGAACUUGAGGACUCGGAUUACAUCAAUGCCAGACGGAACCCCCAGAUGCGAGGUCCUCGGGGCGCACCACCUGGCGCUACUCUGGACCCCAACACACGGGUCAUUGAGUUUGCUGCCACUGGGAUCAGCGUCAAAACAUCAAGGAGCUUCUUCAUUUUGAAUCCAACCAAUAAGGACUACUCUUUCCUCUGGAAUAACGAGGACCAAUCAGACUCCAAGCUACCAUCUCCAUUCACAUGCCAGACAUCACGGGGUCACAUUCAGGCGGGACGCAAGACAAAGGUCGGGUUCCAGUUCUGUACACAGCAGCUGGGAGUAGUGGAGUCCUUCUGGUGCUUCACCAUCCCUGAGCUCAGCAUCUCCGUACCAUUCUUACUGACGGGAUCUGCCUCCGAGCCUAAAGUCGUCAUGGACCGCUCACACCUCAACUUCAAGCCGCUGCUACUUGGUCACAGUGCUGUAGAAACCAUAGGACUGUGCAACAAGGAACCUCGAUCUUUUGCCUUUGAGUUUCUGGAGUCUUCCCUACACUCUGAGGGCCAUGCAGCUGCCCUGACCAUCACCCCCAUGGCUGGGACGGUGCCGCCAAAUGCAAGUUUCCCCAUCGAUGUGGCCUUCAGUCCCACUGAGGAGAAGCAGGUCAACUUCAAUGUCGUGUGCCACGUACAGCAGAAAACAGAGCCGCUGGUUCUGAACGUGAAGGCAGAGGGUUACACCACUAACGCCUCUGUACAAUGUGAGGACUCAGCUGGUAAGAAGGUCACUCUGACACCGCAGGGGCUCAACCAGGUCAGCUUUGGACAGGUUCAGAUCUAUGAAAAGGCAGUGCGGACCAUCCACAUUGUCAACAACGGCAAGUUCACCUUUGACUUCAACUGGUUGAAGGAACAACAGAGGAACCCUGAAACAGUCAUCAUCUCCCCUGAGAUAGGCAGUGUCCCUGUAGGCGCCCACAAGAAAUGCAUGUUGACGUUCUGCCCAACAACCAGGAUGACUCUGCAGGACUGUCAGCUGGCUCUACAGAUCACAAACGGCCCGACAUAUGACCUGAAGGCCCUCGGGUCAGGGGUCACCCCAGGACUACACUUCUCCUUCCUCAACUACGACUUUGGACCCUGCUUUGUCCACCAUGCUGGCAUGCCUGUCAGAAAAGUCGCUUUGAAGGUCACCAACAAAGACUCCAAGGAAGUGAGUGUGAACUGCCUGUUCACCAACACGACCCACCUGGAGGUGCAGUUUGAACCGACCAUCCUCUCACCAAAGGAGUCCUGUGAGGUCCACAUCUCCUUCCUCCCACGUCACUGUGUCAAGUACUUUGACGUCCUCCCCUUUGAGAUCAAUGGACUCUCCCAGACCAAUGUUGAAAUCCGAGGAGAAGGCACAGAGAUGACAGUGGAGGUUGCAGACAAGAGACAGAAGAUUGUCCAGCUGGGUGCACUGUUGGUAGGGACAACAGUGAAGAAGGUAGUGUCACUGGUCAACAAGAGUCUGGCUCCAAUCACCUUUAAUCUGGUGUGCACUCCAUCCAGUCACCUGCUGCAGGACUCCCGUGUGCUCUCUAUCUCUCCGUACCAGUCCAUUACCCUCAAACCACGCGGCGGCAAGGUCAACGCUGAGGUCACCUUCUCACCAAGGACACGUAUCCCACAGUUCACUGAGGAGGUCAUGAUGGAGAGUGAAGGGUUCUCCCAGCCCCUGUUUGUCCUGAUGGGCUCGUGCCAGGGGAUCGAGGUGCAGCUGGACCAGGAGUCCAUCCCGUUUGGCGCGGUGGUGAUGGGCAGCAGCAGCACACGCAGGAUGGUCAUGCGCAAUGUUGGCGACAUCGGCACAAAGUUCCAGUGGAAAGUACGGCAGUUUGCGCCUGACUUCUCCAUAAACCCAUCUGAAGGUUACAUCUCACCUGGGAUGGAGGUGGCCUUUAAUGUGGUGUUCCACCCAACCAAAGUCAGCCAGGACAUCAGAUAUGAGGACCUGGAGUGUGUGACUGAAGGGAGGAAGAAGAUCCUCCUGACCCUGACAGGCAUGUGUGUCAGCACACCUGCUCUCAAGGAGGUUCUGAACUUCAGCACGCAUGUCCGCCAGAAGGACACCAAGACCGUCACCAUCUCCAACCGCACCAACCAGACGUGGGAGCUGCACCCGGUGAUUGACGGGGAGUUCUGGGCGGGGCUGGAGACCUUCCUGGUGGAUCCGCAGCAGAACAAAGCCUACGAGCUGGUGUACAAACCACUCUGCAUGACAGCCGAGGGGAAGAAGCACACAGGCACCGUGUUCUUCCCCCUACCUGACGGAACAGGCCUGCUGUAUAACCUGACAGGCACUGCAGAGCCUCCCAAGGCCAUCAGUAACAUCACCAGGGAGGUGCCCUGUAAGACAGGAUACACUGAGCUGCUGACGGUCUCCAACUGGCUCAAACAUCCACAGAGGUUCCGGGUGAGUAUAGACAUGGUGAAGCCAGACCGUCUAGACCAGAGCACCAGUCUGAAGGGGCUGGACUACAUUGAUGUGCCAGGGCUGGGGAAAAGGGACUACAAACUCAACUUCUUCGCUCACAGAGAGGGGACUGUCACCAGCAAGGUUGUGUUCCGGGAGGACACUACUGGAGAGUACCAGUUCUACUUUGUGACGUUCAAAGCGACUCCGCCCGGCACCAUCAGUACCCUGUACCUGACCACACCUGUACGCCAGAGCGCCUCACACACGGUAACAGUGGAGAACCCCCUGGCCGUGCCCAUCACCUUCUCCACGGACUGUAAGGUGGCCGACGUCAGCCUGCCGCCUCAGUUUGUGGUUCCUGCACAGUCGGAGGGCUCGAUGAUGUUUGAGUACUUGCCACUGAAGGCAGGGGAGACCAAUGGCCGCCUGGCCCUGUACAGCAGUGAGCUGGGCCACUACACGUAUGACCUGGUCCUCAGGGCCCUGCCAGCUGGCCCAGAGAGAGCGCUGCACUUCAAAGCCAGCCUGGGGGCCAACCAGACACAGACAGCCCAUCUCACCAACUUCUCCAAACAGAAAGUGGAAUAUCUCUGCAAGGUUGACAACAGUGAUUUCCAUGUAGAAAAGACAGUAAAUGCAGCUCCUGGGUCCCAGGGCGGUACAGAAGUGGGGAUUGACGUGACCUAUGAACCCUCCAAACUUGGCCAGUCCCGCGCGACCUUGACCGUCUCGUCAGCCGUCGGUGGGGAGUACACCUUCCCUCUCGUAGGGAACUGUCUGGCGCCCAAACCCCAGGGACCGUACACCAUCCGUGCUGGCUCCACUGCCUCCAUCCCCUUCAAGAACAUCUUCCCACACACCACAGCGUUCACCUUCACUGUAGAUAACACUGCCUUCAGUGUUAAGGCAGGAGAAACCAUCCGAGCCAAGAAAACCCACAGCAUCAUUGUAGGGUUUGAGGGGAACACUAGUGGGAGUAAGGCACCCAAGAUGGGUAAGCUGGUGGUGUCCUGCCCCAGAUCGGCAGGGGGGGAGCACAAUGUUACCUGGACCUUCUACGUGAAGGGAGUUACACCAUCUUAAACACAGAACAGCUACAGCUUGGUGGAUUUGGAAUCCUAAAGCUUCUCAGAGGCAGAAAACCGUACAUUAAUUCAAAUAAAUUUGAUUUAAGCCUUAUGUUGGAGUGCAUCAAAGUUUCACAACAAGGGCUCACUUUCCACAUCUCUAGAUUCGUUAAGGGUGCCUCUUGAGGAUAUUUUGUUUGCUGUAAAUUUGUUGGCUAUUGUGACUUCUCUACUGCAGUGGAUUAUAUUAAAUGUAUAUAGGGUGAAUAAAAACUAUAUUUGAAAAAGGCAGUAGUCAGGGGAAAUGUUGCCUAAUGUCUAUACUACAUGGGAACUUGCUGCUAUGCAUUUUGAAUUGUCACUGUUUGAUGUGAACUAAUAUGUAAAGAUUGAUAUAUGUACAAUGUAUAUGCCAAGUCUGUGAACAUUUUGGCCAUGUUAUGAUUACACUUAUCUAUCUAGAUUACAGUUUUAAACCAAGAACUUAGUGCCUUAUCUUUUUGCAGUGUGCUGCAAAUGUUCUGUAUAUGUCAAAAGAAAUCCUAUCUCUAAUGUAUUGGGAUUAAAGCUGAAUUUAUUCAGCCUUUUCAAAGUCAAAGAGUAACAAGUUACAAUUUCACUGUGUAUUUCACAAAUUAUUAUCGAAAAAAAGUUGGUUGAGGUGAACUUUGUACAUCUUUGAUAAAUAGAUGUUAUAUUUUGGUGAGUAAUGAUACAUGUAUAAGACUUAUUUGACUUACUGUCAGAACAUCUUGAUGAUAUCCUAUCUUUCUCUAUGCACCAGCCACUUUGUAGAGGGAAAAAAGAGAAUUCUGUAUGGAAUAAAGUUUUCAAAGUGCAG
Branchiostoma floridae (Florida lancelet) is the source of this 16247-nucleotide messenger RNA. RefSeq names its product hydrocephalus-inducing protein homolog. Gene Ontology annotation, cellular component: axoneme. Lineage: Eukaryota; Metazoa; Chordata; Leptocardii; Amphioxiformes; Branchiostomatidae. Gene Ontology annotation, biological process: axonemal central apparatus assembly; cilium movement. The record is from RefSeq and is a predicted model, not a curated record.